Molecule: messenger RNA, 807 nt
Organism: Cuscuta epithymum
Lineage: Eukaryota; Viridiplantae; Streptophyta; Magnoliopsida; Solanales; Convolvulaceae
Source: the annotation of a GenBank genome assembly
CCCGACCUAAUGAAAUCCAGAUUAAGGCCCACUAAAUAUUUCAUUUCCCGUUUCUUCACGACCUUUUGCCUUCCCACUUAGCAAAGGAUCGCCUUGGCUCGCUCAUCCAUCAGAGUAUCAGACUGUCAUGGCGGAAUCUGCACGUUCAGAAAAAUGUCCAAACAUCAAUGAGAAAGCUAAGAAAGAGGUUCACCAUGACAAGGAAACACAUGGAAAGAGUGGAGAAAUUGAUGAGAACACACCAGUUGAUGAAAUCAAGGGACCAAAUGUGUUUGAGCGUGCUAAGGAAGAAAUUGAGGCGGUUGUCAAUGCAAUUCUUCGUGAAGGAAAAUGCCCAAACAUCAUUGACAAAGCUAAGAAAGAGUUUCACCAUGUCAAGGAAACCCAUGGAAGGAGUGGUAAAGUUGAUAAGAACACACCAGUUGAUGAAAUUAAGGGACCGAGUAUGUUUGAGCGAGUUAAGGAAGAAGCUAGUUGAGGCUGUUGUCGGAGCAAUUCUUCAUGGAAAGUGAUUCUUCAUUUCGGAUAUGGUUCUUAGGAACACUCAUUGUCACUGAGAAUGUUAUUAUUAACGUAUUUAAGUCUUGAUGUUUUAUUAAAUAGUUUAAUGAUGUUUGUGUAUCAUCCUCAUCUGUAUUUGGUAUUCUCAUGUAUAUAAUCAUGUGGCAUAGCUCUAUUAAGCACUCUAUUAUUUGUACAUGAAAAGCACUCCUAAUUAAUUUGGUAUUCUCACUAUUUUAAAAAUUCAUGUCUAUCAUCCUCUUCGGGGCAUAGUUGACCUUGUAGGGAGAGGAUGUUGUAAAAGAG